Messenger RNA from Owenia fusiformis, 837 nucleotides. The record is from the annotation of a GenBank genome assembly. Lineage: Eukaryota; Metazoa; Annelida; Polychaeta; Sabellida; Oweniidae.
AGGUCCACAUGUCUAUAUUACUGUGAAUGAAGUUGAUGAGAUGGUCUACCAUUGUGACACAUGCACACAAAUUUUCUCAAAAAAGUUUCAUUUUUCAAAACACAUGAAAAGUCACCAUGGUGAUAAACCUUACCGUUGCAACCAAUGUGGACAAAGGUUUAAGUUAUUACCACAUUGGAGCAAUCAUAUGAUGCAUCAUAAAGGAGAAAAACACUUUGAGUAUAAAAAAUGUGGCAAAAAAUUUGGCGAUGCUAGCUCAUUUUGUCAUCAUGAGAGAAGACAUUCAGUUAACAUGGAGCGUAUAUGCCAAAUAUGCGGCAAAAAAUUCAAAACUUUACACAAUUUAAGGAUGCAUGAGAGUAGCCACAGUGAUAUUAAACCACACAAAUGUUCCAUAUGUGGAAAAGAAUACCAGCAUAAGUCAAUGAUAACUCGACAUAUGUGGCUCGUUCAUAAUCAAUCUUAUAUAUGCCAGUCGUGUGGGGCGACCUUUUCCCGGAAAGAUAAUCUUAAAGCUCAUGAGAGAAUCCAUACUGGCGAGAAGCCAUAUAGAUGUAACUUUUGUGGAAAGGGAUUUGCACAGUUGGCAUCUCUGCAAUAUCACAAUAGGAAUACCGUGCAUCACAUACCUGAGGGAAAUAAACAUACUUGUUAGAAUGUGCAUUAGAUACUCCACAGAACUGUGGUACAUGACAAACAAAACAAGGAUACAAUAGUGUUACUAAUGGUACUAGUCUUACCCAACAAUGCAAAUUGGUAUUAGAUAAUAUUUUCAGAAGUAUUUCAGAAGUACAGUGUAUGAUCAGGUCAUAUUCUUCACUUAUUUAAAAACCCAUG